AACAGAUCAGCGAUGCCGACACACCCGUCGCAUUUCCAUAGGGAGCACCUCAACCGUUGACGGAGUUGUUUUGAAACAUCACUGAUAUCAACCGCGUUUUGUUUCGACCGCAUGCCGAUCGAUGGCUUCAAGGUCUAAGAGGCACCUCGAGAUUCGAAAAAGUACAGACUACGGGCAUGCCUCUGAGUUUAUGUGAGCGGAGGAAUGACCCGAGCUUGGCUGGCUGUCCCUCUCAGUUAUCAGUUAUCAGUUCUCAGAUGGAGACGACGGCACGCGCAUUGCAUCGAACUGCAUGUACAGUACAUACCUUGUUUGUGUAUGUACGAUGUAUGUAUGUAUGUACAUGUGCCUAGUUUCCACCAUAACGUUAACGACGGGCUGUCUCCACAUUCGCCAUGCACGUUGGCAUCAGAGGCGUUUUCUUGCUUCGGCACGCUCUUCCAACCGAGGACCGGUUCCUGCAACUACUGCAUCGACCGCGCCGAACGAAACGUGGUUUCCGACUCCUCCCAUGAGGAGAGAUGAGGCUCGUCGGUGCCGUCGUUUGCGGAGUGGGGGG
Molecule: messenger RNA, 559 nt
Organism: Chaetomium fimeti
Lineage: Eukaryota; Fungi; Ascomycota; Sordariomycetes; Sordariales; Chaetomiaceae
Exons: 1
Coding region: 205-525 (106 amino acids)
Source: RefSeq, a predicted model, not a curated record